GACGCAAGUCAAAGACCGACGAACAAUUUCUGCGACUUGAAGUUCUCACAUGUUCUGCUGUGUGAAGCAGCUAAAAUCAGUCUGAUGAAGCUGGAGUUGUCUCGAGUGGUCCAGGGAUGCCGCCUGGGGGUUUUGACUGGUCUGGGGAAAUUAGGACAACACUCACUAGAGGUGCCCGGCUGUCUCCUGUACACCCGCUGUGCCACUGUUCCACAUCUGACCCAGGACACAUUACUAACCUUGAGCGACCUGCCAGCCGUCACACAAGUGUCUGUGGAUAGCCUUGCAGAGCACCAAGAAGUUCUGGAGGAGUUCAAAGAGGGUGUCAGAAAGUUUGCAGGUCUUCGUGAUACUGUGAUUUUCUGCUCUCUUCAUGAUUCUGCGAGCCCCAGUCCUGCCGGUCACGUCACCAACAAGACAGUGUCGGUGUGGGGCAGUGGUGGAAGGAUAGAGCUGACGGCGGCUCGGUUCAUGUCGAUUCAGGCUGCCGUCCAGCCCGACUGCUAUCAGAGCAUGGCAGACGGAGAGACCUGGCAGGCCAAUACAUCUCGCAAGAGAGUCCGCAAAGCAGUGGACAGGACUCUGGCCCAUCUGGAUGAAUGUCUGGUCCUGCACCAGAAAACUCAGGAAUUAAAACAUGCUGAGAUAUUUGGGGUUGUGGAAGGUGGAGAUAUUUUGGAAGAGAGGCUCCGCUCAGCACGGGAGACUGCUAAGCGUCCUGUGGGUGGAUUUGUCCUGGAUGGAUUUCAUUCUUCUGCCAUGGACCAGGAUGUGAGAGCUCAGCUGAUUCAAGAAACUUCUGCAGAGCUUCCUCAGGAAAAACCCAGACUGGUGCUGGGAGUGGGCCGUCCUGAUGAGGUCAUUAGCUGUGUUGAAGCUGGAGUCGACCUGUUCGAGAGCUUUUUCCCCUUCCAGGUGACGGAGCGAGGCUGUGCCCUUUCAUUCAACUACACUAUUGAUCCUGACCCGGAGACGGCAGGUACAUCAGCCUCUACAGUGUUGGAAUGCAAUGGAGAAACACCUGAAGUCAAAAAGCCGAGUGCAAAUGAAGAUGUGGAAAAUAUGACGCCUUUUGAAAUCAAUCUCAAAGACAAAAGAUAUCGUGAUGAUUUCCGGCCGCUUGUGGAGGGCUGCGUUUGCUACUGCUGUCAGAAGCACAUGAGAGCAUAUGUCCAUCAUUUACUGGUGACCAACGAGCUACUCGCCGGUGUUUUACUCAUGCUGCACAACAUGGCACAUUACCUCGGCUUCUUCAAAGCGCUGCGGGACGCAAUAACCAGCGACCGUCUGCAGGACUUUAAAAACACAGUUCUUCAUCGCAGACAAGGUGAUUGAAAUGAUUGAGGGCAUGAAAAUAGAAAGAACACCUACGUCAGACUAAUCUUUCUGAGUUUGUGCUUUCAUGAAUGUAAAGAUAGAUUCUGACGUCUGUGUUCUUGCCAUGCAGAAUAUCUGACAAAAAAAAGAAGUGCUAAUUUGAGUGACACUGCAAAAGCUUUUAAGAUUUCCAUGACUCCUCUCUGGGUUCAUUUAUGGAUUUUAAAUUUGCCGUCUGUGCCAUCAAAUGAACAAUUUCUUUUAGAAGGAGCAUUAAUAACAGCAGAAAAUUACCUUUUUUAAAGUGCAGCACUUGCUCGAAUUCUUUUCUAAAGCCUUGAGAAAUGACUACCUGCUGUUUUGCUCGGCACACGUUUCUGACGAGUUAUUGGGAAAUGCUGCAUUCAUAUCUAGUUCAUUUUUCACUGUGAUGGUGUUCUAUAAUGUUAUUAUUUAUUAUUUUACUUGAUUAUUAUUGUUUAUAAUCAAUCAAGCAGUUAUGUUACAUCCUUUUAUUUCAUGUGUUUUUAAUGUUUUUUUUUUACCUUAAGCAAAUGUGCAAACCUUUUUUUUUUUUUAAUUUUCACAUUCCUAUUCAUUCUUUUUAAACUUUACAAUAAAUGCACAUCACAGUGCCUGUAAACCUUUU
This is a messenger RNA of Danio rerio (zebrafish), 1966 nucleotides long. It is a transcript of the gene qtrt2, whose product is annotated as queuine tRNA-ribosyltransferase accessory subunit 2. Gene Ontology annotation, biological process: tRNA modification; tRNA wobble guanine modification. Lineage: Eukaryota; Metazoa; Chordata; Actinopteri; Cypriniformes; Danionidae. Gene Ontology annotation, cellular component: protein-containing complex; mitochondrial membrane; organelle outer membrane. Gene Ontology annotation, molecular function: tRNA-guanosine(34) queuine transglycosylase activity. The record is from RefSeq and is marked validated.